AUGUCUGGAAUAGAUAGUGGAAGCCAAUGGUCAGGAGGAGGUAGCACAGGUGGAUCUCAGGAUGGCAGUCAAGGCAGUUGGGAAGGCACCGACAGCAGUGGCAGCACAUCCCAGGCCGGGGGAAAUGCAUCGCCCUCGGAGUCUAUCGCCGCCAGCGCGACGACACCUACAGCAGCCGACUCUUUUCUCACAGCUACCCAGACCACUAAUCCAUCACCCACAACAUCAACAACCACGUCUUCCACGUCAACUUCCUCUGCUAGCAGCAGCAACGGCAGCAACACCGAAACCCUCGCCAUCGCCAUCCCUGUUGCUGUCGCGGGCGCAGCCAUCAUUUUGGGCCUGCUAUUCUUCCUCCGACGGAGGCGCCGUCGCGUUCGAGGCCAUGUCAUCCCAUCUACUUCUCAGAUCGAUGUAAUAACCGUCCCUCGACAACCAAUACUACCCCAACCGCAGCAGAACUUACCGAGAUCGCAACCACCCCAAGCGACACCCUGGGGAUUCACAAAUGCUAGUACUCAUAACAUUCCCUUCACGGGACCUAUACCAUACGACACUUCGAACCACUCAAGCGACCGCCUCGCUACAAGCCAGCCACGCGGCCUUAAUGCACCUGCUAGUCAGCACAGCCUAACACCAGGGAUCAACACCACACUGGAGCAGCCACCGCCAUAUUCCAGGCAUCCGGAGCGUGCGGAGGCACAGGUAUCACCCGUGACAAGCGCCGGCGUUCCUUCACGGCAGGUGUCGGGGCGUGAGCGGCCGACAUCCCCGUUUGACCAUCCCCUGGAUGACACUGUCUCUGAGAUUUCGAGAUACAGUAGAGGGCCAUCCCUGGUCCACCGCGCCAGUCUCGACGAGAUCUCAUCUGUCUCGUCAAUAGGUGACGAUGAAAGGCGGCCAGCGAUGCGUCAUUAA
This is a messenger RNA of Aspergillus aculeatus ATCC 16872, 918 nucleotides long. RefSeq lists its product as uncharacterized. The record is from RefSeq and is a predicted model, not a curated record. NCBI's taxonomy places the organism in Eukaryota, Fungi, Ascomycota, Eurotiomycetes, Eurotiales, Aspergillaceae. The transcript has a single exon. The coding region runs from base 1 to 918 and encodes 305 amino acids.